Messenger RNA from Impatiens glandulifera, 2944 nucleotides. Its product is annotated as pentatricopeptide repeat-containing protein At1g18485. NCBI's taxonomy places the organism in Eukaryota, Viridiplantae, Streptophyta, Magnoliopsida, Ericales, Balsaminaceae. Gene Ontology annotation, biological process: RNA modification. The record is from RefSeq and is a predicted model, not a curated record. The transcript is spliced from 2 exons. Gene Ontology annotation, molecular function: protein binding; RNA binding. Bases 21 to 2657 code for a protein of 878 amino acids.
GGUAAAGCUUCAAUUGUGUCAUGGCUCCGGCGGCAUCCUCAUCGGCACCGGCGAUCUCAUGCAAUCUGUCCGGAUUUUACCAAAGCAAAUUCAAUUAUACUUCCAAUGGAAAACCCUCUUCUAAUUCCUCCUUCUCCUCAAUUUCCAUACCACACAAAUCACGUUCUAAUUGCUUGAAACAACGACGGUUUGAGAAAGGGACAACAAGCAAGCUCUGUCAUUCGGGAAAUCUAAUUGAGACUUUGGAUUUCCUUCAGGAAGAAUUCAAGCAGAAACACACUUUUGAUGCUUCUGUUUAUGGAUCCAGGAAGAGGGAAAUAGGUUUUCUACUCAAGGCUUGUGUCCAGCAGAAAGACAUUGUAGCUGGUCGUAAAUUACACGAGAUUGUAAAAGAAUCAGAUGAAUUAAGGGACGACGCCAUUCUUAAUGCUGCAAUUAUCACCAUGUAUUCCACUUGUGGUUAUUCUAGUGAGUCCUUUACCCUGUUCGACGAAAUGCAGACGAAACGUUUAUGUCAUUGGAAUGCAAUGCUUAGCGCGUUCACGAGAAAUCGCCUCUGGUUUGACGCGAUCGCGUUGUUCAUUGAAUUGUUUACGUUGACAGAUUAUAAACCUGACAAUUUCACACUUCCUUGUGUAAUUAAAGCUUGUGGUGAAAUAUUAGGUUUGGGUAUAGGGCAAGCUGUUCAUGGAAUAUCUAUCAAGAUGGGUUUAGUUUCGGAUACGUUUGUAGCAAAUGCACUAAUCACAAUGUAUAGGAGAUUCAGACUUGUUGAUGAUGCAGUUAAGGUGUUUGAGUUUAUGCCUGAGAGAAAUUUGGUUUCCUUGAAUUCAUUUCUCUGUUUACUUUCUGAUAUUGGAUCGAUUGAUGAGUGCUUUCAUGUUCUUACAGUGAUAUUGAUGGGUGAAGAACGUCUAAUACCAGAUGUCACGACAACGAUCACGAUAUUAUCGGUUUGUUCAGAGAAAAGAGAAGUGGAAUUGGGGAAGAUGGUUCAUUCUUUGGCUGUAAAGCUGGGGCUGAGUGAUGAACUGGUGGUGAUUAAUGCCCUGAUAAACAUGUAUUCGAAAUGCGAAUCUUUAUCUGAAGCUCAGAUGCUUUUCGAUAAGAACAGUAGUAACAGAAGUAUAGUUUCUUGGAACUCCCUGAUUGGCGGUUACGCCAACAAUGGAGAUUAUUUAGGUUUCUGUUUUAGCCUUUUGAGAAGAAUGGAGACAGAACUAGAACUAGAAGAAGUAGAUGAGAUAACCAUAUUGAAUAUAUUGCCAGCUUGUCUGGAAAAGAAGGAAUUAUCUUGUGUAAAGGAGCUCCAUGGCUAUUCUAUAAGAAACGGGCUUCUACAGAAGAACGAGUUUCUAGCGAAUGCUUUUGUUUCCGCCUAUGCCAGAUGUGAUUCCCUUAAGUCAGCCGAAAAUACUUUUCAUUAUCAGAUGGAAACUAAGACGGUUAACUCCUGGAAUGCAUUGAUACAUUGCUACGCUCAAAACGGAGAGCCAUUGUUGGCUUUAAAUACAUUUCGGAAAAUGAAUUUGAAUCAUGAUCAGUUCACCAUAAGCAGUCUACUUUUCGCCCUUUCGAGUUGCAAAUACCUACAACCCGGAAAGGAGAUUCAUGGGCAUGUUCUAAGAAACUGGUUAAAACCGGAUCCCUUUAUAAUGAAUUCGUUGCUCUCAUUUUAUUUUCAUUGUGGGAAAACAUUAUCUGCCCGAGCUGUAUUCGAUUCGAUUGUGGAAAAAAGUUCAAUUUCGUGGAACACAGUUGUUUCCGGUUAUACACAGAAUGGAAAUCCAAUUGAAGCCCUCGCCCUCUUUCGUGAAAUGUUAAGUAUCGGAGUUAAACCAUCGGAUGUUUCGAUAAAAGCUCUACUCGGAGCUUGUUCAAAGCUGUCGUCUUUGAAAUUAGGAAAGCAAAUUCACUGUUUCGCGCUCAAAGCUUGGUUAGGGCUGACAGAAGGAACAUUAGUCGUGCCUUCGUUAUUAGACAUGUAUGCAAAGUCAGGUUCUAUAGAGCUAGCCGAAACCAUUUUCCACCAAACUAAAUACAAAGAUGUUGUAUUAUGCAAUGUCUUGAUUUCAGGAUAUGGAAACCAUGGCCGAGGCAAAGAGGCGACGGAGAUUUUCGAGGAAAUGACAAAAUGGGGGUUGAAGCCCGAUGGUUUCACGUUCAUGGGUGUUUUAAUAGCGUGUAAUCACGCGGGAAUGGUUGAAGAGGGUUUGGAGUAUUUCCGAAGGAUGAAGACAGAACAUCAUCAUGAGAUAACGGCUAAACUUGAGCAUUAUGCGUGUGUUGUUGAUAUGUUGGGUCGGGCUGGUAGAUUUGAGGAUGCUACGAUGAUUGUGUCUGAAAUGCCGAUGGAUCCUGAUGUUGGGAUGUGGAGUUCAAUUGUUAGUUCGUGUAGGAAAUACGGUGAGUUGGAAUUAGGUAAAGUUGUUGCUGGAAAAUUGUUGGAGUCGAGUAUUUGUGAGGAAGAAGCAGGGAAUUAUGCACUUGUUUGUGAUUUAUUAGCUGAAUGUGGAAUGUGGGAUGAUGUUAGAAAGGUUAGGAGAAGAAUGGAUGAACUUGGAAUACAAAAAGAUAAAGGAGAAAGUUUGAUUGAAAUAGGAAGUCAAUUGUGUAGUUUUGUGGUAGGGGAUAACAUGUCCCCGAUAAUCGAGUAGAUCAAAAUAUUGUUCACACAAACCCCUUGUGUUUCCGGCUUCUUUGAGGAACAAGGGAAUGGACCAAACACAGCAGCAGUCAUCCUCUCCUAAAGAAAAAUUAAGACAAUCAUGUAAAUUGAGAUCAAAACCGAUUCUCUACCAUAGCAAAUGUUUUAAACAUCAUUUAAUUCUAAACACAAACAAUAAUAAACACGAUAUCAUUUGAUGUAUAAACUGAACUAAUUCCUAAAGAAACUGAAGAAAAUCGGUCAUUUCAUGUAUGUAUAUGUAUGUGUUUGAGAUUU